This is a messenger RNA of Camelina sativa (false flax), 756 nucleotides long. Its product is annotated as small ribosomal subunit protein uS19u. The record is from RefSeq and is a predicted model, not a curated record. Gene Ontology annotation, biological process: translation; ribosomal small subunit assembly. Gene Ontology annotation, cellular component: cytosolic small ribosomal subunit; ribosome. Gene Ontology annotation, molecular function: structural constituent of ribosome; RNA binding. Lineage: Eukaryota; Viridiplantae; Streptophyta; Magnoliopsida; Brassicales; Brassicaceae.
UUUCUUCUAUUUCUCUCUUGCAAAGACCUCACAGCAGCCAACAGUUUCCAAGCUUAGCCGUUUUUGGGGGUUUUUAUCCAUUUGCAGAGAUCUAAUCAUGGCGGAUGUUGAACCAGAGGUUGCUGCUGCUGGAGUGCCAAAGAAGAGGACGUUUAAGAAGUUUGCCUUCAGAGGAGUAGAUCUCGAUGCUCUUCUUGAUAUGUCUACUGAUGACCUUGUCAAGCUCUUCCCUGCUCGUAUUCGCAGAAGGUUCUCCAGAGGUUUGACGAGGAAGCCAAUGGCUCUGAUUAAGAAGCUCAGGAAAGCGAAAAGGGAGGCACCACAAGGUGAGAAGCCAGAACCAGUGAGAACCCACCUGAGGAACAUGAUUAUUGUCCCUGAGAUGAUUGGAAGCAUCAUUGGUGUCUACAAUGGUAAGACAUUCAACCAAGUCGAGAUCAAGCCUGAGAUGAUUGGUCACUACCUGGCUGAGUUCUCUAUCUCAUACAAGCCAGUCAAGCACGGUAGGCCUGGUGUUGGUGCUACCCACUCUUCCAGAUUCAUUCCUCUUAAGUGAAGAGCUUACUAUACUGUGGAAUGUGUUUGUUGCUCGUUACAUGGUCUUUACUUUUGCUUUUGCUAAGUAUGUGGAUCCUUGUUGUCUUUGAUGCUUUAUAAUGAGACUAUUAGAUAUUUCAUCAACAACUCUAGCCUUUUGCGUUUUCAUUUUAUGUGACCAAGAAUUGAAAUCAAAAAUAUCAUUUUGGAGUUUUGUUA